Molecule: messenger RNA, 3078 nt
Organism: Entrophospora sp. SA101
Lineage: Eukaryota; Fungi; Glomeromycota; Glomeromycetes; Entrophosporales; Entrophosporaceae
Source: the annotation of a GenBank genome assembly
AUGACCACAAAGGUUAUUACAAUCACAAAGGUUAUUACGACCACAAAGGUUAUUACAAUCACAAAGGUUAUUACGACCACAAAGGUUAUUACGACCACAAAGGUUAUUACAAUCACAAAGGUUAUUACAAUCACAAAGGUUAUUACGACCACAAAGAUUAAAACAAUUUUUGAAGCUUUAUUAAGUAUUAUCAAUCUAGGAAUUCAAUCGGAGGAAUUAUCCAAAGAUCCUUCGUCAUUAUCAUUGUCUUUUUCUUCUACGCUAGAAUUACAGUACAAUCAAUAUUUAAAUAAUUUGAUUUCUCAAUUAUUGUUGAUGGAUAAGUAUCGUAAGGUUAAAUACUCAUUAUUGAAUCUGAUAUUGCCAAGAAUUAGAACUAAUUUGAUACUUGAGAUGCAAAAUGAUUUUAUCGAUAAAACUUUACAAGUUUUAAAUAACCUUGUUAUUGCACCUAAAGCUGCAAAUUUAUUAAUUGGUUUUUUAAAACAAAGGCUAGAAGAAGAUUAUUACAAUGAGGAAAAUAAUUUGAGGAGUAAUAGUAAUGAUAUUGUAGUAAUAGAUGCAGUGGCAGCAAGUGAAGAAAAAGAGAAAAUAAUUGUAAAUUGGAUGAACUUAUGGAUGAAGCCUUUAUGUUUAAAUCUUACAACAAAAAAUAAUGAAAUAUUAAGGAAAAUCAUUGGAGAGAUUUUAUUGAAGCCAUUAUUUAAGAUUGAUUCUCUGAUAUUCUGGAAGAUUCUUGAAAGAUUUCAAGAUGAAAAAUCAGUCAAUAAUAUGGAGCUUAUUAGAGAUGAAGAGUAUAAAUUGAACUCUUUAAUUUUAAUUAUAAAAAUCGGCAAAUCUUUGGAUUUUAUUGAUGGAAAUAAAUUAUUUCUUGAAGAUCUUUCUCCGUCUACCCACAAUAUGGAUGUUCCAAAUGUCAAUCAUAAAAAAGCUACAGUUUAUAUUAUUGAUGUUUCCCCUACUAUGUGGCAUGUUAAACGUGAUGAUGGUCGAACUGCUUUAGAGUUGGCUAAACAAGCUCUUUUGAGAUUGUUAGAAGCUAAGGCACAUGUUAUGGCAGGUUUAAAGUCAGAUUUGACUAGUUUAAUAGUCUGUGGAGCUGAUGAAACUGAUAAUGACUUAUAUAAUGGAUCGGAAGCUUAUAAAAAUAUAUCUGUACUCUAUCCUAUAUCACAACCUUUAAUAUCUAUUCUUAGAACUGUAAAUGAUAAAUUAACCAGGGGAAAUGUGCAGGCAGAUGCAUUAAAUGCAAUUACACUUGCAUCAAAUAUGAUAAACCAACAUUGCAGACAAUUAAAAUACACGAAAAAGAUUUAUCUUUUAACUGAUGGUGAAUCUCCAAUGAGUGAUACUGAAAUUGAUAAUGUUCAUAAUGAAGAAAUUCUCCAAAAACUUUGUGAGGCAUCUAAUGGAACAUUGUUUACAUUACCAGAAGCGUUAUCUCAAUUAUCCAAACCACAUAUUAGACAAGUAAAAUUUGUGGCAUCAUACCGCGGUCAAUUAACUUUAAACGAUCCUUCGAUGCAUCCUGAACGUUCUCUUGCUAUCGAAGUGGAAGCUUACACAAAAACGAUGAAAUCAACUCGUUUAACUGCAAAAAAAUACUCAACUUUUGCUGAAUCAGCAACAAAUCAGGACGGGAAAACAUGCGAAGUAAACAUGUCUAGAACAUUUUCUAUAACUGUUAACGAGGAUGGAAAAACUGAGAUCAUUGAUGUGUCCAAAGAAGAGUUAGAUAAGGCAUAUUUGUUAGGAAAAACUUUUAUUCCUGUCACUAAUAUUGAAGAAGGUGUUCUAAGUUUGAAUACUACUCAAUCAUUUUCUAUACUUGGUUUUAUUAGAUCAAAUCAGUUUAAAAGAGAAUAUCUUCUUGAUAAAGUUUACACAAUAGUCCCACCAAAAAAUAAUUAUUUGGCAGCAAAUUAUCUCUCUGCUCUGAUUCAUGGAUUAUAUGAGAAAGAAACUUAUGCUUUAGUUAGAUAUGUACGAAGAAAUUUUGAAGCUCCAAAAUUAGGUGUGUUAGCUCCUCAUAUCACACCAAAAAAAGAAUGUUUAUACUUUUCCUUUAUCCCUUUCAAAGAAGAUCGUAAAUACAUUGAACUUCCUUCUUUGGAACGUAUAUUUACAACAAGUGGGAGAAGAGUUGACACACAUCCUAAUUUACCAAGUGUUGAAGUAUUGGAUAAAAUGGAAAUUUUUAUUAAAGGAAUGGAUCUUAUGGAGGCUGCAGUAGACAAUAACGGAAAUCCUAAAGAACAUUUAAAAUUAAAAGAAUGUUAUAAUCCGACUCUCUAUGCUCUAAAAAAAGCAAUUGCACAUAAAGCAUUAAAUCCAGACACUCCAAUACCUGCAUUAGAUUCAGAAAUUAUUUCACAAACAAAGUUGUUACCAACAUUAGCAGAAAAAAAUAAAGUUGUUGUUGAAGAAUUAAAAAAACUUCUUAAUGUUAAAAAAGCCAAAGAAAAAGGAAAAACUGCUAAGCGUAGAUUUGCCGAGGCCAAUAAGCCUGCAGAAGCAGAGAUUCCUAUAAGUGAAUUAUUAAGUGCUAGUAGUGAAGAACAAACAGUUGAAAAAAGAGCCAGAGCUGAAAUUGAUGUAGAUUCUUUAUUAAAAGAUAAAAAUGCUGUCACUCGAGAAGUUGGUGCAACAGAUCCAAUAUCUGAUUUUAAUAAUAUGAUUUCAUAUAGAGAGGAAGAUUUAGUCACUAUUUCGCAAAUGGCCAAAAUCAUAUUGGAUUUAGUUAAAAUUUCAUUUUGGGACUCUCAUUAUCCAAAGGCAUUAGAAUGUUUAAAACUCUUACGUACGGUUGCUUCACGGGAAAAUGAAGUUGAAAGCUAUAAUAACUUUCUUAGAGAAUUAAAAAACUUGUGCGUUCAAUAUUCACCACCAAAAACAGAUUUUUGGACGUUGGUUGUGAGAGAUCAUUUGACCUUGAUUAGUUCUGAAGAAGCUAUGGAUUCUACUGUUUCUAAAUCAGAAGCAGAAGAGUUUUUAUCAUUAUCAACAGCAGCAGAAUCACAACCUCCAGCAGAUGAUGAAGAAGGGAUAGAGUCAUUGCUCCGAAUGUUGGAUGAUUAA